UUACUUAAAGACGUACGUAUCUCACAGUACCAAAGAGAAACUAAAAAGAAAUGCGUUGUUGAUAUGUUUAUAAUGCAAGUCACUGCAAAUUCGUUAAGAUCUUAGAACAGUUGGAAUUGAAACACGUAUCUUGGAAAAUGUUGGGUCCCAGAAUGAGGAUCAGCCUGUUGAUCUGUGGAGUGCUGGUGAUCGUGAAAGGGCAGAAGGAAGAUGAGGAAUGGAUUGACCCCACUGACAUGCUCAACUACGACUCUUUGUCAAAAACUAUGAGAAGACCUGGAGAGCUCUCCAACCAUGAAAAAGUUCCCACUAAAAGGAAAGAAUACAUCUCGGAUCGAAACCGGCCAGCUUUUAGUCCUGUUGUUUCUGAGUGCAGCAACAAGCUGACAGUUUUAGAGAGAAAGGUUGAACUUUGCAAAAAGAAAGCUGAAGCUCCACCAGCACAAACUGUGUGUCAUCCGGUUUUCAAGAGAUACCUCAGCAAGCUCUUGAAAGACAUCCAGAAGUUAGGCUUACCAGAUGAAGUCGGUCAUGACGUGCAUUAUGAUGCCGAUGUUCUGCUAACAAGACAGGCCGUCUCAGAGAUCCGGAAGUUUCUGGGAGAUGAGACAUGGAAACCGAGUGUUGUAGAUGAAGCUCUCAGUCAAAUCUUGAUUAAUUUUAAACCCCACAACUAUGAAGCUUGGAAGUGGCACUUUGAAGACAGUUUCGGUGUGGAACUGGCAACCUUGCUUCAGUUGUUGGUAGUUUCAGCAAUAGUUGUGUUUAUAAUCUGCACUGAGCUGUGGACUCGGAUUUCCUGGAUGGUGCAGUUCCGUCGCCUGUUUAUUAUUUGCUUCAUGGUUAGCAUUGUCUGGAAUUGGCUGUAUCUAUAUAAGACUGCCUUUGCUGACCACCAGUCUAAUGUAGUGAAGAUGGAGGCUUUCAAUGAUAAAUGCAGUGGAAUCAAGAAGAUUGACUGGAUGGAUAACCUCAAGGAGUGGUAUAGAAGUACCUGGACGCUGCAAGAUGACCCCUGCAAGAAGUACUACGAGCUUGUGUUUGUAGACCCUAUCUUACUGGUCUCUCCAGUUAAGGCAAUUUCUGUGACUUUUACCAGUCUCAUCACAGAGCCAUGUAAACAUGUUGGACAAGGUGUCAGUGACUUCCUCCGAGCUCUCUUAAAGGAUCUGCCUGUAACACUUCAGAUUCCUGUUCUGAUUACUAUAGUGCUAUCUAUGCUGAUUUUUUUCUAUGGUAGUGCCCAGGCAAUCAUUCAGAACAUUAUCUCUUGGAGGCAUUUGGGGCAUCACGACCCACGCCCCCCUGCCCAGCUGCGCAAUGUCCAACAGGAUGGGAAUGCGAUCCAAGACAUGCAGGCCGGUGGUGAUGCAGUGUUCCAGGGCAAUGUACAACCUAGUAACCCUGAAGACGGUGAAAAGAACAGCGAGGAUGCUGAGAUCCAUGGGAUAGUGGACAGGACCCAGUUACCUCAUAGUAAUGUAGACAGCAGGUCUGGCAAUGCUGCUAUUAUUGAAGGAGUAGGACCCACAGGCAGAUCCAAUGAGCAGUUUGAAGAUCUGUCUGGACAGGAAGAUGAAAACACAGCAGCAGCACCAACAGACCCAGAGCAGAACAAAAGAACGGAGCUGGGAAAAAAGAGAGAAGAUAUCGCUCAAAGAAGCGCCUCCGAAGUAAAAGAUGAAAAGAAGCGUGAGGGAUCAGAGGAAGAGAGCAUUGAGCCACCGCAGAUCAAACAAAAUAGUAAUGUAAGUCUAGGGUACUUCACAGCAUAUAUACCCCACAGAAAAAUAUACAAAACCCCUGCAAUCUGUAGCCCUCAAAGAACAGAUCCAUUUGUUAUGCAAAUUCCAUCUUUGUCCUGUAUUUUGUAAUAUAAUUAGGGCUUCUGAUAUUCGGUUUUAACCGAUAAAACACCCCUGAUCAAAAAAUAAAUAA
Messenger RNA from Polyodon spathula (Mississippi paddlefish), 1938 nucleotides. RefSeq names its product chloride channel CLIC-like 1 (gene clcc1). The transcript has 10 exons. Lineage: Eukaryota; Metazoa; Chordata; Actinopteri; Acipenseriformes; Polyodontidae. Gene Ontology annotation, cellular component: membrane; endoplasmic reticulum. The coding region runs from base 138 to 1874 and encodes 578 amino acids. The record is from RefSeq and is a predicted model, not a curated record. Gene Ontology annotation, molecular function: chloride channel activity.